Molecule: messenger RNA, 3435 nt
Organism: Prorocentrum cordatum
Lineage: Eukaryota; Dinophyceae; Prorocentrales; Prorocentraceae
Source: the annotation of a GenBank genome assembly
AUGGAGUGCGAGGCGGCGGGCGGCAGCGGCGUGCACAGCGCCGACUGCCAGCAGAUGCCGGUCCACGGCAGGCAGCCAGGCGCGCCGCGGCCUGGCGGUCCUGGCGUGGCCCUCGGCUCGUUCGCGUUGAAGCUCCGCGGACUGCUGGCCACCAAGGGUCCGCUGGGCCUCGCGGCCGUGCCAGGCGCCUGGGACGCGGAGUUUGGCGCGGGCUGCUGGGUGGCGGAGCGUCCCGUGAGGCAGGUGCACAAGGCCUGCUCGCCGCCAUACGGCGAUGGCACGGAGGUGGUGGACGGUAGCGUACACCUCGUGGAAGAAUUGCCCGACCAGGGCCCCACCACGGAGGCGCGGGCCGCCGCCGCGGAGGUGGCGGCGCUGCCAGACGGGACGCGGGAGCUAGUGGCCAUGGAGUUCAGCGCCUGCGCGCGGGGCCGGCAAGUUGGCGUUGCCUUCGCACGGGCGGCUGACUACUGGCAGUGCCGCUUGGAGCUCCCUAGGGAGGUGCCCACCGAGGAUGGCCUUGGCGCCGCCGCCCGCUCUGCGUCCCGCGACGGGGAAGCGCCUGCAGCGCCGGGGUCCGCGUCCGCCAGCCAGGAGGCGGUAAAGGCCGUUGGCUUUGGUGAGGCCUCGGAGGACGCACUGCUCGCGGCCCGGGCGCGUUUGCUGGAGCUUUUGGGGCGCUGGGGCGGCGCUGGCGACCCGCGCCUAGCGCGGCUGUUGGACGGCCGACGGGCGUUGCGGCGGGUGCUUGCGGCGCUUGAAGAAUUCCUCCCGCGGCGCGGUGCGCAUGAGGGGCCGAGCGCACUGCAGGGCGAAGAGGUGGAGGCGGCACCAGCAGCUCCAGAGGCGGGCCCAGCGCAGGUUUUGCAGCUCAUUGACGAACUGCUCGCGCACCUCUGCGCGCUGCUGCGCGAGCCUCCGCCUUGCCGAGCCGCCUGCUGGGCGCUGGUCGCCAGCUCCUGGCCUCACUUGCUCUGGACGCAGGAUCACGGGCGCCUCCACAGCUUCGUCGCGACGAUGUGGGGCUCGCCGCUCCGCAUGCCGUUCCGGACCUGGUCGCGGAUGGCAGAGCAUGCCACUUGGCAUGUGCGGUUCCCCGCGCUUGAGCUGCUGGAAGGGGCGCCGUUGGCCGACGAGGGCACCGCGGCAGGCUAUGCAGCCCAUCACCUGUACAGCUUGCUGCUGGAGCAGCGCGCGCAACUCCUGCAGGAGUGCGACAGGGGCUCCGCGAGCUGCGGGGUCGCGGCGCGCUGGGAGCCCCGCGAGGAGGGCUGGUCCUGCUCCAUCGAUGCAGGUGCGCUGGCCUCGCUGCCAGGAGGCGGCAGGGGCAUUGCGCUCUUGGUGACGAGCCCUCUAAGCGCUGCUGGCGACGGCGCGGUCUGCGAGCUGACAGACGACGGCCGCGCGCUCGCGCGCGGCGUGCCUGGCCUUGCCGCACUCGUGUCCCUGCUGUGCUCGCCGACGGCGUCGGUCACGGCUCUACAGUGCCACGCCACGGUGCACGCGAGGCAGGUGGAGGCGCUCCGAGCUGUGAUUGCCGAGCACGGCAGCCCCUUCGACGCCGCCAUGCGCCGCCUGUUGGUGACCUCCUGGCGGCCAGAGCCUGACAGUGGCUCGCUGACUGCCGCCGCUGAGCUCGGCAGCGGCCGCCCGGGGGGCGACACGGGACUUCCGGAGGAUGCCCGUGACGGUGGCACAGAGGACGCCGCGCGGCUGUCCACCCUCACCAGCGCACAGCGGGAGGCUGUGCAGAACGCGUUAUCGCGACGCCUCAGCCUGGUGCGGGGCCCGCCUGGCACAGGCAAGACCCAGGUGGCUGCGGCCAUCGUGGCUCGUGCAGUGGCCAGGCUCGAGGCGGGCUCGCGCGUGCUGGCCGUGACGCAGUCAAACGCUGCGGCUCGCAACCUCCACCGCCGACUGGAGAUGUUCGGCGUGAGAGCUGCCCGCGUGGGCAUGGCUUUGCAGGCGACGGAGGUGACGGAGCAGGAGCUGUUCGCGGCAGUGCGGGACAAUGACCGGCAGGACGCAGACGUCGAGUUGAUGCAGAGGGCAUCCGAGGUCGAGGGCCGGCCGCAGGCGCUCGCUGAUGGAGACCAGCGCGACGACGCGCAGAGCCCGCGGGGCACGUCCACGGUCGCGUCCAUCCGCUGGAGCGAGGUGGCGUCGAGGAUUGGCGUCACCCCUGGUGCGCUGAACACCGCACUCUUUACCGUGAUGCAGCGACUCGCGAGGCGUGCAGAUGCGGUGGUCAUGACGUGCGCCACCUCGGGCAACAAGGGGCUGCUGCGCUGCCUGGGGCCCCUGCCGCUGCUGGUGCUCGACGAGGCGGCGCAGUGCGUGGAGCCAGCGCUGCUCGUGCCUCUGAGCCUCGGUUGCCGGGCCCUGGCGGCGGUUGGUGACGAGAAGCAGCUGCCCGCGACGGUGCUCGAUCGCGUCGCGGCGGACCGAGGACUCGGCUGCUCGUUCUUCGAGAGGUGCGUGUCGGAUGGACUUGUGGGGCCCUCGGGCGGCUUCGUGCAGCUGGAUGAGCAGCGGCGCAUGCACCCGUCGAUCGCCGAGUUUCCCUCGCGCUGCUUCUACGACGGGGGCGUACUCGACGCCAUGGCUGUCACCGAGGUCGGGAGCCGGCCGCCACCGCCAGGCUUCCCGUGGCCUUCGGCGGCUUGCCAGGUUUGUUUCGUGGACUGCGACGGGAGAGGCCACGCCGAGGACGCCGGACGGAGCCGCGCGAAUUCCUACGAGGCCGAGACGCUGGUGCGGGUCCUCAAGGGUUUCCUUGCGGCUGGCACAGCUGCCGCAGACAUUGCGGUCAUUGCCGGCUACUCCGCGCAGCGAGCGCUGCUGCAGUCCCUGGUCUCGCGGAGGCUGGGCAGCCAGGCUCAGGGCCUGAAGGUCGGCACGGUCGAUGGCUUCCAGGGCGCAGAGCGUGACCUCGUACUGGUGUCCACUGUGCGCUCGAACGCUGGCCGCGAGGUGGGCUUCCUGCGCGACCGGCGCCGGGUCAACGUGGCCCCGAUCCUCACCCGCGCUCGCCGGGGGCUGGUCGUCUUCGGAAGCGCCAGCACGCUCGAGGGCGAGGCCCUCACCUGGCGCCCGUGGCUGGACUGGGCGCGUGGCCGCGGGGCGGUGCUGAGCGCAGCUGCGGCGCUGCCGCAGCCCACGGCCGCGGCCCCGGCCACGGCAGCGCCGGCGGCGCCGGUGGUGCCGAAGGCCGGGUCGCAGGCCGAGGACUGCGAGCCGGGCUGGACGCUGCUGCGGGAGGAGGUGCGGCUCCUCGACGAGGAGCUGGCCCAGGAGCGGGCGCAGGACGAGGAGCUCGAGGCGCCUGCCCCGCGGGAGCCCUCGGACGCGGGAGGGUGGACGCAGUACGUGGACCCCGUGAGCGGAAGGCAGUGGAUGUGGAACGAGGCCACGAAGGACGCCGUCUGGCUGUGA